Messenger RNA from Aureobasidium melanogenum CBS 110374, 396 nucleotides. Its product is annotated as zf-PARP-domain-containing protein. The annotation marks the transcript as partial. Lineage: Eukaryota; Fungi; Ascomycota; Dothideomycetes; Dothideales; Saccotheciaceae. Gene Ontology annotation, molecular function: zinc ion binding; DNA binding. The record is from RefSeq and is a predicted model, not a curated record. The transcript has 2 exons.
GAAGUUAGCCCCAACAACCGCGCUGGUUGCAAGGCCACCGAUUGCAAGGACAAGGGUGUCAAGAUUUUGAAGGGCGAGCUUCGCCAAGCCACUCAAAUCACCAUUCAUGAGCAUCAGAGUUGGGUCUACCGUCACUGGGGAUGUGUCACUCCAAAGCAACUUGAAAACAUGAAGGCCGAGUGCGGCAUGGACAUGGAAUACGUCGAUGGCUACGAUGAGCUUCCUCAUGAAUUCCAGGAAAAGGUCUACCGCGCUCUUGACCAAGGUCACGUCGACAUGGAAGACUGGAAGGGCGAUCCCGAGUACAAUGUCCCUGGAAAGUCCGGCACUGGUCCAAGAAAGACCAAGAAGCAGAAGGAAGCAGAGGUAAUUCUUACAACCAUCUCAUCAUCAUGG